This is a messenger RNA of Adineta steineri, 507 nucleotides long. Lineage: Eukaryota; Metazoa; Rotifera; Eurotatoria; Adinetida; Adinetidae. The record is from the annotation of a GenBank genome assembly.
AUGGAUAAUACAUCGAAAUUAAAUGAUUUGGGUUUGGGCGGUGCACAACAAUCAGAAGGUCCACUUCCAUCAACAUCAGCUGAAGAUUAUAUGAAUGAUCCUAUCCUCGAAGAACAAUGGGCAAUGAAAGCAUUUCAACAUGCUGAAACUUAUUUCAAUUUACUUUGUUCCAUUGAAUCGAAAAAAUUACGUUUAACUCGUCAUGAUGAUGAAAUUUAUUCUCGUUUUCGUGCGGUAUUUCCUGAUUUAAAAGUUGAUAUUCUCGAUGAAAAUCAAAUAAAAUCAGUUGAAGGAAAAGAAUUAUGGCGAUCAUUUUGUGAAGAAUUUAAAGAAUUAAUUGAAGAUUAUAAUUAUGGUACACUUAUACGUACUGAUUCCAAAGGUGAAUAUAGCAGCGACAAUUCCUUUCUCGUUGUACGAAUUCAAUUUUAUGCUAUUGAAAUUGCACGUAAUCGUGAAGGUGCUAAUGACACUAUUCGUGAUUCAUUUGGAUCGAAAAAAUUGUGA